Molecule: messenger RNA, 615 nt
Organism: Prorocentrum cordatum
Lineage: Eukaryota; Dinophyceae; Prorocentrales; Prorocentraceae
Source: the annotation of a GenBank genome assembly
AUGUUUUCGUGUUGCUGCAACCCGCUCGACCCUGGCGAGAGUUUGGAAUUCCCCACGAAGCGGAAGAUACAUCAUGCCAAGAUCCGGCCGUUGUUGACAGACUUGGAGGCGCAAUUUCAAGAGAAUUGUGGUGAAGACGGCAUGCUGGACAGAGCGGAACUUGGGGAGAUCUGGAAGAAAGUCGCCUGCAGCAAGGUCGGCAAGCUCAGCAAGGAAGAAGAGGAAUUGAUCGAUCAUAGCUGCGACACUUUUUUCUCGCAGAUGGACAUGUCCAAUGAUGGCUAUGUCUCCUACGAAGAGUUUGCCACAUUUAUGCUCGGCACAGACGAGUCGAGGGGUGGGCUGGACAUGCGGACGUGGAGGAAAGACGUCAAUACGUCCUUGAAGAAGAACCCGAAGAAGCUGGACGACAUGAUCAGGCAGUUCAAGACCUGGGACAAGAACGGCGACGGGAAAAUCACCAAAGAGGAGUUGGAAGAGGUGUUGAAGGAUAUGCACAACAGUGCAGACUGCAGUGAUAAUGAUAUCCAAUCUACCGAUUGGAGAGCAUCAGGGACAACAUUUUCGACGCCGCAGACCUUGAAGGCGACGGGAUGGUCGACUUGUGGGAGGUGA